UUUCUACAGGAGUGGGAACUGCUAAAAGCACAGGUGGCAGAGGUGACGGAGUGUCUUAAGAAAGCUCAGCUAGAAAGAGACGCAUACGCUCAACAACUCAGAACAAAGAGGGCAUGGUGGCAGCAGCAAAUGCUGAAAAUGGCAGGAGAAGUGGAAAUAUUCAAAAUGGAGAAAAGGCAGGAUGCAAUUAAAAUCGAGGAGCUGAAGGGGAGCCUUGCCCACCUACAAAACCAUCCGGCUGAACCCCCAAUCCUGAAGCCCCCAGCAGGGCCCUCUGACUUGGAGAAGAACCUAGAAACUGAAACCAAGUACCUAAGAGACAAGCUGCGGGAACAGGAGAGACUGCAGGAGGCAAAAAUGAGGCUCUGGGAGCAGUAGGUGAGGCUGAGAGAACAGGGGGAGAGGCUUCUUGAGCAGGAGGGGCUCCAGGAGCAGGAGGAG
Molecule: messenger RNA, 441 nt
Organism: Sapajus apella (tufted capuchin)
Lineage: Eukaryota; Metazoa; Chordata; Mammalia; Primates; Cebidae
Product: golgin subfamily A member 8T-like
Exons: 4
Coding region: 130-378 (82 amino acids)
Source: RefSeq, a predicted model, not a curated record